CAGCAAAAAAAUGAAAAACACCGGCAGCUAUUAAAAAAUGGAAUAUUAGAUGGAGUAUCCACAUCAAAAUAUUCCAGAACUGUACCAAUUUCGAAAGAAUUAAUUGACGAAACUUUAAUAAUAUCUGACAUGUUCAAUGUUGACGAAAUGAUGGCUCUAGAAUUACUUUGCACUGCUCAAAGGGAAAUGUUUAAGCACCCCGGAUUGUCAAGAGGAUUAGUUGCUGUGCUACUUUACUAUGAUGGCAAAAGAGCAUUAAUUUACUCCCUUCGUGACCUUGUUCGAGCAACUAAUGGAAUUUCUUGGGAAACCGAUAUACCAAAAGAGAUAACAAGAUUAAUUUCGUCAUAUACGCAGAAUUUAGUCAACCAUUACAACAUUCUUGAGAGAAUCGUGAGUCUAUUAGAAGACUUUGAUAUAUCGAAGGAGGUAAGUAUUUAAUAAAUAAAUAUUGUU
Rhagoletis pomonella (apple maggot) is the source of this 456-nucleotide messenger RNA. Its product is annotated as nuclear pore complex protein Nup205-like. Lineage: Eukaryota; Metazoa; Arthropoda; Insecta; Diptera; Tephritidae. The transcript is spliced from 2 exons. Gene Ontology annotation, biological process: nuclear pore organization. Gene Ontology annotation, molecular function: structural constituent of nuclear pore. The record is from RefSeq and is a predicted model, not a curated record. Gene Ontology annotation, cellular component: nuclear pore inner ring; nuclear pore. Bases 130 to 441 code for a protein of 103 amino acids.